AUGGAACUGAAGGCCCGCUUCGCUUAUAUCCGGCUGGCCACCAUGGCCAACCACUUCGAUCUGGCCGCACAAUCAAUCUCCCACUGGGACCAGAUCGAUGGCCAACUUCAAGCCAACCGCCCGCGCAGUGAAGACUGGAACAAUGCGUGGACGCUCCUGGUCGUCCAGAAGGACCAUCUCCUUUUUGGCAUGUCCCCGCUCCUGGCGGACCUCGAUCGAGACAACUGCACCUGCCCCACCGACGACGAGGUCACGAUCCAGUUGGGAAUGAUGACAUGA
Molecule: messenger RNA, 279 nt
Organism: Puccinia triticina
Lineage: Eukaryota; Fungi; Basidiomycota; Pucciniomycetes; Pucciniales; Pucciniaceae
Exons: 3
Coding region: 1-279 (92 amino acids)
Source: RefSeq, a predicted model, not a curated record